CCACACCAUAAUUCCAACUCAGCUGUUACUGUAAGUCGCUUUCAGUUUCCCCACGCAUCUAUUCACAAAUCUGCGGUGUUGAACAACAGUGGAGUCGGGCUGGAGGAUCACCACGCGUCGGUUUCUCAUCUCGUCAGUUUGGACCAACUUGUUGCGCAGCUGCUAUUUCUAACCUGCUCUGUGGGCCAUGCUGCAUUGGGGCACGGGCUGCUCUCAUUCACCAGCACACAGGCGCUGGGUUAUGCUUCAUUUGUAAUAUUUUCCGUGAAGGAAGACAUAUGGGUGAAGCGAUGGCUUCGCCAACUACUUUCUAACUACCUUCAUUUAUUUAUUUAUUUUUUUACAAAUGCGUAGGCCAUACGAAGAUGACGCAUUUGUAUGGGUUUUUAUGAUUUUUAUGAGUAUCCAGCAGCCUACAGGGAAUUUUGCAGUCUCUUAAAUAUGAUCUCAGAAACAGGAUGCAAAUCAUGAGCUGGACGCGUCCUUGCCACGGACUAGACUGGAGUCACAGCCUCUUCUGCCUGACUUUACUCCUGUGGACCAGACGCAUGACUGGACUGGCUGACUUUUCAAACUACCUGUCCAGGAUCAUCACCAGUCACUCAGCUCAAGCGUGUGACGGACAGCCUCUGCGUCUCCACUGUCCACGUCACUCCACCAUUUCCAUCCAGUCUGCCUUCUAUGGGAGCGGCGAGGCGUGGUUGUGUAAAGCAGACCCAGACCCUCCGCUCAGAGCCCACAACCACAGCUGCUCAGCUUUUACCGCUCUACAGAAGCUGCUGUCAGAGUGUCAGAGCCACAGACAUUGUCAGCUGCCUGUCAACCACCUGCUGUUUGGGAAGGACCCCUGUCCUGGCACUACCAAAUACCUCCAUGUGGACUACAAGUGUAAACCAACUGAACACAAAAGACAUGUGGUGUGCGAGGGGGAGACGAUGAUUCUGCGCUGUAAGCCCCCCAAGGUUCUGAACAUCUAUGCAGCUGUCUAUGGGAGAAGUCUUGGCCAGACUGACACCUGCCCCUCGCGCCUGACAAGACCACCCCCAUUCGAGUGCCUGAACCACGAGGCUGUACACUUGGUGUCCAAGUCCUGCUACAGCAAACAGAAGUGUGCUGUUGCUGUAAGCAACCAGACCUUUAAGGACCCCUGCUUUCCAGGAACCAGGAAGUACCUCAGUGUUGUCUAUUCUUGUGUAGUACCGCAGACCUUACUAAGAGAGGCAGACCCUUACGUGUUCAGCUCCACCUCAUCUCCUACUGUGGACACAAAAAAAGCAGCUUCUCCUGCAGAUCUGGAGGCGCAUUUCCCCAAAGGGUCAAGAAGGCCAGACAACUCAGGGGCCAUGAUGAGCACCUCUCUUCUGACCUAUGCCUACAUCAAAGAGCAUCCAGAAAUGGCAGGGCUGCUGUUCACCUCCAGUGUGUGUGUUGGUCUUCUGCUCACACUGUUGGCUGUAUCGGUCCGAGUGACCUGCAGAGGACGCCAGCUCAGAGAUCACAGACUCGCACCCAAGUCUCAUGUCCAGGUUGUCAACUGCCAGGAGGAGGACGAUGAUGAUGAUGACGAAGAGGGAACAGAAAGCUCUUUAAUCUCAUCCGCAGACAGGACGGCGAUUCACGGCUGGGAGGAAGUGACUUAUGUCAGCGAUGCAGCUGAACGGGCGGAGAGGAUUGAGCGCAGGGAGAUGAUCAUACAGGAGAUAUGGAUGAAUGCCUAUAUGAAUGGCAGCUCAUGUUAACUGUGACCUAUGGAUGCUGUUUAGCACCUUCAGGAUUUAUUUUCAGGAUUUUUGGCAGCAUCUCCCAACCUUUUUUGUACAUGUUAAAUCAGUUUGUCUUGUGUAUUAACAUAUUUGCAGCUCAGUUUGUGAAAAGUGUAAUAUUUAGGUGAAACUGCAGUACUAGCCAUUUUUAAAGGAUCAAUGGGAUUUUAAUGCUGUAAAAUGGGAGCUCACAUACAUUCUGUAACUGUUUAAAUGCUGUUUUUAUUCAUGGGACAUCUACCAACAAAUGAAGUUCAGAUUUCAGGUUAAAAUACUGUU
Messenger RNA from Etheostoma spectabile (orangethroat darter), 2042 nucleotides. It is a transcript of the gene eva1c, whose product is annotated as eva-1 homolog C (C. elegans). Gene Ontology annotation, molecular function: carbohydrate binding. NCBI's taxonomy places the organism in Eukaryota, Metazoa, Chordata, Actinopteri, Perciformes, Percidae. The coding region runs from base 459 to 1739 and encodes 426 amino acids. The record is from RefSeq and is a predicted model, not a curated record. The transcript is spliced from 8 exons.